CCAAGAUGCAUCUGUUUUCACAAAUUCCCUGAGAAAUCACAUUAUUAACCACUCACAUAGCGUACGAAAAUAUUAUAACUGGGGCCGACGGGGGCAGCCACUAAAGUACUCAGGCGGGCGGCCCUGCCUAGCAGCGACGUAACGUCCUAUUCAUUCUCCCAACUCUCAAGAACUGCACUCUGCUGCUGUAUCAGUUCAUCGUCCACGGUAAUGUAUACAGCGGUAUGAGGAAGCUGGCCAGGCUGAGCACUGCUACGUCGCGAUGAAUCAAAGGUCAGCAUGCAUGACUGAGGCUCACUGCACUCUGCGUGUGACUUAAGGACGUGCGGCUGAGCCAGUGGCCAAACCCCGCAGUCUGCAGCCUCAUGUAAGCCUGAUCAGUCGUUUGCAAUGACGGAGAUGAUGCCUGCUUCGAUCCAUGCGUUGCGAUAUUUCUGGGCUGACACGUGCUGCAUCGACAAAGUCCGACAUCAUCGAGCUUCAGACGGCGAUCAACAGCAUGUUCCGAUGGUACCGCGAUGCCAAACGAUGCUAUAUUUAUUUGGCGGACGUCUCAAACAAUUCGGUGUCUGGUAUGCGACAAAAUAUACUGCCGUGGGAGGCGGCUUUUCGAAAGAGUAGAUGGUUCACUCGUGGAUGGACGCUUCAGGAGCAUCUCGCCCCUAAGAAAGUCGGUUUUUGUUCAAAGGAAGGCACUUGGCUAGGCGAUAAACGGUUGUUAGAGUCUUUGAUACGCGACAUUACAAGCGUUUCUGCGAGUGCUUUUCGUGGUACGCCUUUAUCCGACUUUCCCGUCUGGGAACGAGAGGCAUGGGUGCGCCGUCGUCAAACGAAAUAUGGCGUAUUCGCUGCUGGGGAUAUUCAAUGUCUAUUUGCCGCUGAUCUACGGCGAAGGGCGAGAUAAUGCACAAAGGCGGCUGCGGGAGGAAGUAGGAAAAGGCGUGAAGGGUAAGCCAUCUCAAUAACAAUAGAGGUGGUUCUCGGUAUCUUGUGCUCAUAAAACCGAAUUCGUUCUAAUUUUUGUCUCUUCUUUUUUUUUGUCUUUGUUCACCUCACUUGUCGAUCAUCCAUAACCUCCAUCGUAUAAGCCCGUCCUCCACGAACAGGCCGUGCUACGUAAACUGAACGAGAUGUCUGCCAAGCUCAGAAACGAGUGCAAGCUCCUCAAGUCGACUAUCCAUCAAUCCAAGUAU
Messenger RNA from Truncatella angustata, 1193 nucleotides. RefSeq lists its product as uncharacterized. Bases 419 to 904 code for a protein of 161 amino acids. The record is from RefSeq and is a predicted model, not a curated record. Lineage: Eukaryota; Fungi; Ascomycota; Sordariomycetes; Amphisphaeriales; Sporocadaceae. The transcript has 3 exons.